CCAGCUGCAGCCAUGAGGUGUCUCCUGCUCACCCUGGGCCUGGCCCUCCUGUGUGGCGUUCAGGCCGUCGAAGUCACCCCGAUCAUGACGGAGCUGGACACCCAAAAGGUGGCCGGGACAUGGCACACCGUGGCCAUGGCGGUCAGCGACGUCUCCCUGCUGGACGCCAAGAGCAGCCCCCUGAAGGCGUAUGUGGAGGGGCUGAAGCCCACCCCCGAGGGCGACCUGGAGAUCCUCCUGCAGAAGCGGGAGAAUGACAAGUGUGCCCAGGAGGUGCUCCUUGCAAAAAAAACCGACAUCCCUGCCGUGUUCAAGAUCAAUGCCCUGGACGAGAACCAGCUCUUCCUGCUGGACACUGACUACGACAGCCACCUGCUCCUCUGCAUGGAGAACAGCGCCAGCCCCGAGCACAGCCUGGUCUGCCAGAGCCUGGCCAGGACCCUGGAGGUGGACGACCAGAUCAGGGAGAAAUUUGAAGAUGCCCUCAAGACGCUGUCUGUGCCCAUGCGGAUCCUGCCAGCCCAGCUGGAAGAGCAGUGCCGCGUCUAGGGGAGCUCCCGCCAUCACCUCCGGGGGGUCCCUCUGGGGAGACAAGAUAUCACCCCACCUCCCCAUCAGCGGAAUCAGGAGGGCCUGGGACCAAGGUCACCCCUUCUGGGACCCGGACCCCUGGGACCCGCCUGGCAUCUCCUGCUCUGGGCCCUUCCUCCUUCAGCAAUAAAAGCAUAAACCAGUGA
Sus scrofa (pig) is the source of this 737-nucleotide messenger RNA. It is a transcript of the gene PAEP, whose product is annotated as progestagen associated endometrial protein. Gene Ontology annotation, molecular function: small molecule binding. The record is from RefSeq and is marked provisional. NCBI's taxonomy places the organism in Eukaryota, Metazoa, Chordata, Mammalia, Artiodactyla, Suidae.